ACAGAUCCAGUAAGAAUGUCCGAUGGAACAACAGUGUUAAUUCCCCCCGAUGGUUCUGGUGCCUUCCAAUCAGGCCAAGGUUUCCCUGGUCUUCAACCAGCAGGGACAGUACAAUAUGUACAGUAUGUAGUAGGCCAGCAGUAUAGAAGCCCCAGCAACCCACCAAAUCAACAAGAGUUGUUGAAGAAACUCCGCAAAGUAGAGUCCAAGGCUCUGGGGGCCAUCCAGAUCAUAAUUGGGCUGAUCUUCAUUGGUUUGGGGAUUAUUGAAAUUAUUCUUUUUGGUCAAUAUUACUUUCCUUUUGCAAGUAUUGUGGCCUAUCCAUUCUGGGGUGGAAUAUUUUUCAUUGUUUCUGGAUCCCUGGCUGUGUCAGCUGAAAACUACCCAAACAGCACCUUGGUGAAAGUGAGUGUGGGAAUGAACAUCACAAGUGCUGUAAUGGCUUUCAUUGGCAUCGUUCUAUACAUAGUACAGCUAGCUAAAAAUAAUAACUUUAAGAGAAAUGACCAGGAUCGUGCAACGAUUGUGGGCCUGGGGGCAGGGACUGUCUUCUCAGAAGCCAAGCAGGCCAUUUGUGCUUUUCCCACAUGGUUUUAUCAAACAUGUUGUUUGCUAUUUCGAUUUGUUUUUGUUGGUUGGUUGGUUUUUGCAGACAAUUCAGCUAUGACAACAGAUCCAUUGAGAAGACAAAAUGGAAUAAUAGCAUUCAUUCUUCCAAAUGGAGCCGACAUAAUUCAGGCAGGCCAGGGGAUCCAUGCUACUGUUGGGCAACCACCAAGAGUGGCACAAUAUAUAGACGAGCAGCUUGGAAGCAACCAACCUGGGCGGAAGCGUUGGGUGAGGGAACUGGAGAAGAAUGUAAAAGUAGAGGCUAAGACUUUAGGGGCCAUCCAGAUCAUAAUUGGAUUGAUAGAAAUUGGCUUUGGGAUAGUCUCAUUUUUUAUUAUGGACACAUUCUAUGUCCCUUUGGCCGAUAGUGCACUUUUUCCAUGCUGGAGUGGAACAUUUUUCAUUGUUUCCGGAUCCAUCUCUGUGUCAACUACAAAAUAUAGGAACCGCUGUUUGGUGAAAUGCAAUGUGGGAGCCCACGUCACAAGUGCUACAGCGGCAACAAUUGGCAUAAUUCUGUACACAGCACAGUUGUGUUUAAAUCAACCCUAUUUUUUCCAAGGCUAUCCUGGUUCUCAUCCAGAGAGAACAUUGCUUUUCAACAAAGUAGGUAACGGGCUUUGUGCUGUGCUUCUCCUGUUCUGCUUGCUGGAGUUCUGCAUCACCGUUCCAACAGCACAUUUCGGGUGUCAGGCAACCUGCUGUAACAAGGAGAUGGACAUGGACCUUGUGCCCAUUGUUAUCGUUGGAGAUGAUGUGGCCCCUGCUGAAAACAACCCAGCUCCACCAACCUAUUCUGAUACAGUGCUUUCUCCAAGUGUUGAGGGUUAGUAAAGAGACAGGUUACGGGAGGUGCUUCACCAGAAAUCCAGCUGAAAUAAAAUUCCAGAAAUAAAAUAAUAUUGAUUC
Messenger RNA from Lacerta agilis (Sand lizard), 1518 nucleotides. RefSeq lists its product as uncharacterized. Gene Ontology annotation, biological process: cell surface receptor signaling pathway. Lineage: Eukaryota; Metazoa; Chordata; Lepidosauria; Squamata; Lacertidae. Gene Ontology annotation, cellular component: plasma membrane. The record is from RefSeq and is a predicted model, not a curated record. The transcript has 11 exons. The coding region runs from base 16 to 1440 and encodes 474 amino acids.